AUGGUGAAUCCAAACAGCCUGAUCCAUGGACAUUCUGCCAGUCAGUGCUUGUUAGUCUUCUCCAAGGUCGAAUCCUUCAUGCCGGAACAAGUAGAGUACAUCUUCCUCAUCAUCUUCACCGUGGAGACCUUCCUGAAGAUCCUGGCCUAUGGUCUGGUGAUGGAUCCCAGCUCCUACAUUCGUAACGGCUGGAACCUGCUGGACUUCGUUAUUGUUAUCGUUGGCUUGUUCAGUGUCGUCCUGGAGACGAUGACUCAUAAGACGGACGGCGAGCAGGCCACCACCCAUCACAUGCCGGGAAAACCUGGAGGUCUGGACGUCAAAGCUCUCCGAGCCUUCAGAGUGUUGCGACCCCUCAGACUGGUUUCUGGAGUCCCCAGUCUGCAGAUCGUGCUGAACUCCAUCAUGAAGGCCAUGGUUCCUCUGCUCCACAUCGCCCUGCUGGUCCUCUUCGUCAUCAUCAUCUACGCCAUCAUUGGGCUGGAGUUGUUCAUCGGACGCAUGCACCGGACCUGCUACUACACCAGAACUGAUAAUUACGUGGAGGAUGAACCGGUGCCAUGUGCGUUCGCCGGUCACGGCCGUCAGUGCACGGUGAACGGGUCGGAGUGUCGGGGGAAGUGGGCCGGUCCUAACGGAGGGAUCACCAACUUUGACAACUUCUUCUUUGCCAUGUUGACCGUGUUUCAGUGUAUCACCAUGGAAGGCUGGACUGACGUGCUGUACUGGAUGAAUGAUGCCAUUGGGUUCGAGCUGCCGUGGGUUUACUUUGUCAGUCUGGUGAUUUUUGGCUCCUUCUUUGUCCUUAACCUGGUUCUGGGAGUACUCAGCGGAGAGUUCAGUAAGGAGAGGGAGAAGGCGAAGGCGCGAGGAGACUUCCAGAAGCUGCGGGAGAAGCAGCAGAUGGAGGAGGAUCUCUGCGGGUACAUGGACUGGAUCACUCAGGCCGAGGACAUGGACGACCUGGAUGAAGACGGAAACCCACGGCCGUCUCUGGGGGAUUUGUGUGAUAAGAAGAGGAAGUUCGGAUGGUUCAGUCACUCCAACGAAACUCACGCGAGUCUUCCUGCCAGUGAGACGGGUUCUGAAAACACGGAGAACAUCGAUGAGGAACACACCAAUUGCUGCCAGGCGUGCUGGUAA
Molecule: messenger RNA, 1143 nt
Organism: Nematolebias whitei (Rio pearlfish)
Lineage: Eukaryota; Metazoa; Chordata; Actinopteri; Cyprinodontiformes; Rivulidae
Product: voltage-dependent L-type calcium channel subunit alpha-1D
Exons: 9
Coding region: 1-1143 (380 amino acids)
Biological process (GO): calcium ion import across plasma membrane
Cellular component (GO): membrane; voltage-gated calcium channel complex
Molecular function (GO): high voltage-gated calcium channel activity
Source: RefSeq, a predicted model, not a curated record